Molecule: messenger RNA, 2749 nt
Organism: Musa acuminata AAA Group (dessert banana)
Lineage: Eukaryota; Viridiplantae; Streptophyta; Magnoliopsida; Zingiberales; Musaceae
Product: putative chloride channel-like protein CLC-g
Exons: 7
Coding region: 173-2593 (806 amino acids)
Biological process (GO): chloride transport; transmembrane transport
Cellular component (GO): intracellular membrane-bounded organelle; plant-type vacuole membrane
Molecular function (GO): voltage-gated chloride channel activity
Source: RefSeq, a predicted model, not a curated record
CAUCCCCUCAUCCUUGUGGCAUCCGAGGCCAUCGGAAGGACGGCCGUGAUCGAGUGGUGUUCCAAUCACCGUCACGGCUGCCUCUCUCUCUCUCUCUCUCUCUCUCUCCAUUCCUUCACUUCUCUCGCCAACUCCAUUCCUGUCAGACUUAGCUCUCUCUCUCUCUUCAAUCAUGGAGACUGCCGCAGACGUUGGGGAAGAGGAGUUGUCGCCGCCGCGAUCGUCUUUAGUGUCGGAUGAUUACGAGGAUGUGGAGGAGGUGGAGGAGCAGGGAGGAAAUCUAAAGGAGCCGCUUUUGGAGCACCAUCCCAUCAAUCUCCGGCGCCACGCGCCCAACAACACCUCCCAACUCGCCAUCGUCGGCUCCAACCUCUGCCCCAUCGAGAGCCUCGAUUACGAGUUGAUCGAGAACGACCUCUUCAACCAGGAUUGGAGGAGCCGAGGCCGGGCGGCCAUAUUGCGGUAUGUGUUCCUCAAGUGGACCUUCUGCCUCUUCAUCGGCAUCGUCGCCGGCGCUGUUGGAUUCUUCAACAACCUUGCGGUCGAGAACAUCGCCGGCUACAAGUUUUUCACUGUCUCCGACUUGAUGCUUGCCAAUAAGUAUUGGACAGCGUUCUGGGUGUUUGCCGGUUCAAAUUUGGCCCUUUUACUGUUUGCGACGGUGAUCACGGCCUUUGUUUCGACCGCGGCAGGCGGGUCAGGAAUACCGGAGGUGAAGGCUUACUUGAAUGGGGUGGAUGCUCCUGAUAUCUUCUCGCUUCGCACCCUUGUUGUAAAGAUUGUAGGUAUGAUUGCUGCUGUAUCAUCUUCACUCCAUGUCGGCAAGGCUGGCCCCAUGGUGCACAUCGGUGCAUGUGUUGGGGCUAUAGUUGGACAAGGUGGGUCCCGCAAGUAUGGCAUGACAUGCAGAUGGCUACGUUACUUCAAAAAUGACAGAGAUAGGCGUGAUCUUGUUACCUGCGGCGCUGCUGCUGGUGUUGCUGCUGCUUUUCGUGCCCCAGUUGGGGGUGUUCUAUUUGCUCUCGAGUCAUUGUCUUCAUGGUGGAGAAGUGCCCUGAUAUGGAGGGCAUUCUUUACAACAGCUGUAGUUGCCGUCACACUGCGUGCACUGAUUGACAUCUGCGAAAGAGGAAAAUGUGGGUUAUUUGGGAAGGGCGGGCUGAUUAUGUAUGAUGUUACCUCAGAUACUGUUACGUAUCACAUUGCCGACUUACCUCCAGUGAUCCUCCUUGGAGUAAUUGGGGGAAUAUUGGGAAGUCUAUACAAUUUUCUUAUGUUGAAGGUUCUUCGUGUAUGCAGUCUUGUUAACGAGAAAGGACGUGCCUACAGGUUGCUUCUCGCUGCUACGGUGUCCAUAUUUAUAUCUUGUUGUCUGUUUGGGUUACCAUGGCUGGCACCCUGCAGGCCUUGCCUGAAAGAAGAUUGCCCCUCUAUGGGUCAGCCUGGCAGCUUUAAGAAUUUCCAGUGCCCUCCAAAUCAUUACAAUGAUCUAGCUAGCUUAUUUUUCAACACCAAUGAUGAUACAAUCAGAAAACUCUACAGUAGUGAAACGAAUGAUGAUUUCCAGAAGUCCUCUAUCAUGCUAUCCUUUGUUGCCUCCUAUGUUCUUGGCAUCUUAAGUUAUGGUGUUGCUGCACCUUUCGGUCUUUUCGUGCCCAUCAUCUUAACUGGUGCAAGCUAUGGACGUCUUAUUGGAAUGCUAAUGGGGGCGAACUCAAAUCUAGAUCAUGGUCUCUUUGCGGUCCUUGGCUCGGCUUCCUUUCUAGGUGGAACAAUGAGGAUGACUGUGUCUGUAUGUGUCAUUAUACUAGAAUUGACCAACAAUCUCUUGUUGCUUCCCCUUGUUAUGCUGGUUCUCCUGAUAUCCAAAACUGUGGCUGACUCCUUCAAUCCCAACAUCUACGAUCUGAUUCUGAAAUUGAAGGGGCUUCCUUAUCUUGAAGACCAUGCAGAACCAUACAUGAGGCAGCUCACAGUCAGUGAUGUGGUCGCAGGUCCUUUGAGAACCUUUAAUGGUGUCGAGAAGGUCGGUAACAUUAUCCACAUAUUGAAGACAACCGGCCAUCAUGCAUUUCCUGUGAUCGACGAACCACCAUUUUCUUCCUCUCCUGUGCUGUAUGGCCUCAUCCUCCGUGCACACCUUUUAAGUCUAUUAAAGAAGAAGUGUUUUCUGCCGACGUGCACUCUCUCAAGUUUUGAUGCAUCAAAGCAAUUUGUGGCUGAUGAUUUCGCUAAGCGCGGAUCGGGGAAACAUGAUCGUAUAGAGGAUAUCGAGGUGACAGCAGAAGAGAUGGAGAUGUACAUUGAUUUGCAUCCAUUUACAAACACAUCACCUUAUACGGUGGUUGAGACGAUGUCACUGGCAAAAGCACUCACACUUUUCCGCCAAGUGGGCUUGAGACACCUCUUGAUUGUUCCGAAGUCCUCUUGUAGGGCGCCGGUGGUUGGCAUCUUGACGAGGCAUGACUUCAUGCCAGAGCACAUCUUGGGUUUGCAUCCGUUCCUGGUGAAAAGCAGGUGGAAGAGACUGCGAUUUCAUCAAUCGACCUUGACUAGAUUCUUCAGGACUAGUUUGAUGUGGGCUUGCUCUUAAGGUGUUGUAUAAUGGAAGUUGUUUCAUUUUUUUCACUCGAAACAUGUAGUCCUACAAACCUCUGAUUCGAUGCAUUAAAUUUAUUUUCACAAUUGUGUGUUCUGUAAAAGCUUGUAAGAUGUUGCUCAUCGACUAAUACACUUCAUUUUUUCUUGA